UGCACAGCGUCCCGAACCGGGGCCCUCCCUGCUUCGCCCUGCCCCAGGAACCUGCCUCCCCGGCCGGGGAUGAGGCCGGGAGGCGGCCGCGCGGGGCCCAGCACAAAGGCUUGUCCCCGGGGGCCGCCGCAGCCGCCGCCGCCAGCCUAGAGCCGCCCGCCGAAGCUGAGCCGGCGCCUUCAACUCCGCCGGUCCCCGGGGGUGGCUGCUGCCCGUCUCCCCGAGGCCCAGGGGCCCGAUCGCCGAGCCCCUUGCUCCCUCGGCUGCGGUGGGACCGGGCAGCUGCGCAGCCUCCGACUCUCCCGACCGUAGGGUGUCCGCGGAGCAUGUCGGAGGAGAGCGACAUGGAGAAAGCCAUCAAGGAAACCUCCAUUUUAGAGGAAUACAACAUCAACUGGACUCAGAAGUUGGGAGCUGGAAUUAGUGGUCCAGUUAGAGUCUGUGUGAAGAUAUCUACCCAAGAACGGUUUGCACUGAAAAUUCUUUUUGAUCGUCCAAAAGCUAGAAAUGAGGUACGCCUGCACAUGAUGUGUGCCACACACCCAAAUAUAGUUCAAAUUAUUGAAGUGUUUGCUAACAGUGUACAGUUUCCUCAUGAGUCCAGCCCCAGGGCUCGACUCUUAAUUGUAAUGGAGAUGAUGGAAGGGGGAGAGCUAUUUCACAGAAUCAGCCAGCACCGGCACUUUACAGAGAAGCAAGCCAGCCAAGUAACAAAGCAGAUAGCUUUGGCUCUACAGCACUGUCACUUGUUAAACAUCGCUCACAGAGACCUCAAGCCUGAAAAUCUGCUCUUCAAGGAUAACUCUUUGGAUGCUCCAGUAAAACUAUGUGACUUUGGGUUUGCCAAAAUUGACCAAGGUGACUUGAUGACACCCCAGUUCACCCCUUAUUAUGUAGCACCUCAGGUACUGGAGGCACAGAGAAGGCAUCAGAAGGAGAAAUCUGGCAUCAUACCUACCUCGCCAACACCCUACACUUACAACAAGAGCUGUGACUUGUGGUCGUUAGGGGUGAUUAUCUACGUGAUGUUGUGCGGAUACCCUCCUUUUUACUCCAAACACCACAGCCGGACUAUUCCAAAGGACAUGCGGAGAAAGAUCAUGACAGGCAGUUUUGAGUUCCCAGAGGAAGAGUGGAGCCAGAUCUCAGAGAUGGCCAAAGAUGUUGUAAGGAAGCUCUUGAAGGUUAAACCAGAAGAAAGACUUACCAUCGAGGGAGUGUUGGAUCACCCCUGGCUCAACUCCACUGAGGCACUGGAUAAUGUGCUACCCUCUGCGCAACUGAUGAUGGAUAAGGCAGUGGUUGCAGGAAUCCAGCAGGCUCACGCGGAGCAGUUGGCUAACAUGAGAAUCCAAGAUCUGAAAGUCAGCCUCAAACCCCUGCACUCUGUGAACAACCCCAUUCUGAGGAAGAGGAAAUUACUCGGCACCAAGCCAAAGGAUGGUGUUUAUAUUCACGACCGCGAGAACGGAGCUGAGGAUUCAAAUGUCGCCUUGGAAAAGCUGCGAGAUGUGAUUGCUCAGUGUAUUCUCCCCCAGGCUGGUAAAGGAGAGAAUGAAGAUGAAAGGCUGAAUGAAGUAAUGCAGGAAGCUUGGAAGUAUAACCGGGAAUGCAAACUGCUAAGAGACACUCUGCAAAGCUUCAGCUGGAACGGUCGUGGAUUCACAGAUAAAGUAGAUCGACUAAAACUGGCAGAAAUUGUGAAGCAAGUGAUAGAAGAGCAAACCACAUGCCAUGAAUCCCAAUAAUGAUAGCUUCAGACUUUGUUUUCUAACAAUUUGAAAAAUUAUUCUUUAAUGUAUAAAGUAAUUUUUAUGUAAAUUAAUAAAUAAUUUCAUUUCCACAUUACUUCAAGAUGAUGUAUAAAUUUAGAUACAGGAUUUAUUAAUAGUAUAGUUCAUUUUUUUGUUUUUAAGAAAAGCUCAGUUCCUAGAGAUAUAAUAUUACUUUAAGACUGUUUAGUUUAGUUGUAUGUUUGUAAGAUUGUUUUAUUUGUAAUAAAGUAUACAAAAACCAUUUGCCAGUGGUAGACGAAGGACCAACUAUAUCGAUCUUUCUGCUUAGUAAACAGUUGAAUCAAGAACUGUGGACUCCGGUUUCACUUGCCCUGUGUACUCCCUUUCCGCACUAUUGGUAGAUUAGCUCUGGUGCCAAGAAAUUUCUCUGGAUCCAUGUUGCAAACUGCCUGCUGGAACUCAUAAGAUGCCAGCUCCCACUAUGGAAGAAGCAGGGAGCUGAGCCCUCAUUUCUCUUGUCCCUAAUUCUCUAGGGAAAAGUGGUAGCAUUUCUUUUUUGUCAUACUUGUUGAAAGGUAUUGGUGUCUUUCUUAAAUCUAAUGGGAUUCUCUUUUGAGUUAAUUCCUUUCAGGUUUAGCCCAAGCUUAAGUUCCCCUCCCCUGAGGUCCUGCUUAGUUCUCUCCCCUUCCCUGGCACCCUCACCAGCUCCAUUGCUUCUUAAUUUCCUUUCCCUGUUCUUCUGGCCUCCUUAAUGGGAUGGUUUUUCUGAGAAAGUCACAUAUCAUAAAAACUGGAUUAUUAUAUCAGCAUACUAAGAUGGUCCAGUUUUUUUCUUUUAAAGUUGCCCUUUUUCUCUGUAAUAUUUCUGCCUGGGUUUUAUGUUGGCAUCCCAUUGGCUGCAUUUAUUUUGUUCAGUGCUCUUCAUUUUUAGGAAGCAUGGUUCUGGCCCAGAGAUCAGCUAUUUGAGUGGAAACAAGUCUGGAUGUUUUUCUAGUUUUCUGUAGUGCAUAUAGGCUUCCAAAACAAUCCAUUGUUAUUUAUUUAUUUUUAAAGCAGUUUUGGUGGGCACCUGUGUUAGUAAAUAGAAGAGCUAACAGGCAAACUCCAAUUCACAGAGCAGAGAAAUAGGAUUGAUCAGUAGGCUCAGGUAUUUAGUUUUAUCCUGUCAUAUUUUCUUCAGUCAAAAUCGAUCCCACAGAGCUCACUUAUUUUGACUCCUCCACUUUGCUGAGUAUGUCUUUAAGGUGACAUUUGGUUAUUACGUCUGUGUGUACGUGACUGACUAUAGGAAUAUAUGAUAAAAACACAAAGUAUCUUUUAAGAAUUACCUUAUGACUUUGGUUCCCCUUUAUCUUGGAGAACUUAUAAUUCAAGGUAUUUUUUGAGGUAAGGCUCACUAAUCUUAGAUGACCAGUAACUGUUACAAGUGGAUAUGCUGUAAGGAGAUUUCAUUACUUUUAAAAUGGCAAAACCUAGUCAACAGAAAAAAGACAAAACGUUUUCUUAUUUACUAACCAGAAAACUUAGCUGAGAGUUGAAUUAAGGGGUGAAUUAAGUUACUCUGAUUUUCAGUGAAAUGCAGUCUUUCAGAUUACUUCUUGCAAACUGGAGAAACUCUGCACUUGUUUCUGGAGCAAUUGAACACCUAUUUUCUUAUCUUAGGUCAAAGGUUCAAUAUUUGCUAGAAGGAAGGCAGUAAUUAACAUUGUUACUCUUCUUUUUCUUCAGAGGAAACUUCUGCCAUGCCCACUCUACUAUAACCUUCUCAAACUUGUUAGUUGGGUAUCUCCUGAAGGCUCAGGGUGACUUUUUCUGUCAGUGUGUGAUCUAUGUUAUGCCUAAUAGGGUACCCACAAUGAUGCUUGCCUUUGUACUCUGAGCAGCAGUUGCCUAUUUCCGUCACUUUCGGCUGAAUUAAUCUGGCCAGAUUAAUUUGUCCAGACCUGUCUAGAUGAGCACCAUGUUGGAAGUUUGCAAAUACCCUGGAGGAUGUUCCAGCUGCUGUAACUCUAAAGUGGGUCCUGCCCUGAACAGAGCUCCUUAAUAAAACAGUAGUGCCCAAAGGGCUCAGCACUGUUUGGUCUUCAAAGUGGAGUUUUGUUUGUAGACUGUAGACCUACUUGUAGCAAAUUCUGCUUUAACAUCAGUCAGGUUUACUAAUAAAGCAAAAUUUGCAUAUAACUGAAAGUGAAAUGAAACUGUCCCUGUCUCUUCUUGGCCUCUCUAAUGCUUUACUUGUGGAAAGCUCACGUAAGAACAGUUCUUGUAGGCAGGAGGUUAGACUCUGCAGUGUUCCCAUGUGAUUUGCUAACCCUCUGCUUAAUAAAACUUACUUAUUCGAAUACCUUUAGACUUUAUCUUAGUUGUAAAUCUGCUUGAUGUAAAACAACUUUCUGGCUAAGAUAUUGUGUAAGUAUAGAAUACCUGUCAGAAGUAUUGUUUGAAACAAAUAGGAAGAGCUGCGUUUUAAAAGGAAUUUUGUACUUAACGUUCAUUUGAGAAAGAACAGCUGAAGGAAUUACUGGUUAAAGAAGACAUCAAAUGAUUUAAAUCAGAUCUUGUGUGUGAAUGCUUGUGUGUGUGUGUGUGUAUUUAUUGAAGAAAAUGUGUUUUGAUUUGAGAAUUGGAUAUUGAGUAUUUAAUUUUAAUUAUAUUUUUAUUUAUUUAAAAAGUAGAAGUGUUCUUUCAUUACUGAUAUGAUUCUUUUAUGCCACAAAAAUGACUUAACCUAUUGCUUAAGACACACAGAAAAACCUUAUGUCUGUGAUAAUUUCUAAAUUACAUAAUUUUAAGAGGUUUCCUCAUAUAAAAUACAAGGAGAAAAGUCCAGCUAGAAAUCAUUUUACCUUUUUUGCUGUGAAUUUUUUUAAUGGGCUUGUGAUAUGACAGUAUACAUUAUCUUGCCAGGUGCUAAUGAUAAAUUUUAUCAUCUGUAUUACAAAUUAAAUAUUAAUUGAGUUGAUCUGUUAUGCUCAUAUCUCUGAGAUCUUGUGGUACUGUACCUUUCCUUUUUGAAUUAGGACAUUUCCCCAUUUUUGAGUGUUACUUGUAGUUAAAACCCUUAUUUUAAAGGUUUUAUAUUGUACAUAUUUGACAAUAUAAAAUUAUUUUUAUGCAA
Molecule: messenger RNA, 4854 nt
Organism: Manis pentadactyla (Chinese pangolin)
Lineage: Eukaryota; Metazoa; Chordata; Mammalia; Pholidota; Manidae
Gene: MAPKAPK5
Product: MAPK activated protein kinase 5
Exons: 14
Coding region: 327-1748 (473 amino acids)
Biological process (GO): peptidyl-serine phosphorylation; protein autophosphorylation; negative regulation of TOR signaling
Cellular component (GO): cytoplasm; nucleus
Molecular function (GO): calcium-dependent protein serine/threonine kinase activity; mitogen-activated protein kinase binding; ATP binding
Source: RefSeq, a predicted model, not a curated record